AUGUUGCCUUAUCAUUAUCAGAUAACAUUUCAUCCAAACGAUCACAGCGCAUUUCAAGACCUAGCUGAUGAGAUCAAAGCAUUCGAAGGACUGACACACGACAGUCUCGUCAAGUAUUAUGGAUGUGAAGUACACAGGGUAAGCAGGAGAAUAAUUGUUAUAUAAAAUCAGUGAGCUCCAUAUAUAUCUGGAGUAGGAACUUGGUUGCUCAAAGUGAAGCCAGUUUCGUGUUAACCGCGUAUACAAAAACAAUAGAAAGGGACUGGAACUGACGUCCAAGAGCUCCUUCAAUUUCCGCCAUCUUGGCAAGGAGUGUGUUCAAAUUUCGUAUUUUGACAUCGAUUUAAAGAAUAAUAUUGUGAUUUUAUGAACUGAAAACUUGAUUAGUGAUACGGUCCAUUAGAAAAAACUGGAAUUAGCUUGGGAAAAUGGUAUAAAAACUGUUUAUGAGCUUCAGAGCUAUUGGACGUCAAUGGCCGCCAUCUUGUAUUCACUUUUCUCAUUGACCGAAUGACUGAAGUUCUUACUCCAGAUAUAUAUAGAGUUCACUGUAUAAAAUACAGUGUGUAUGCCUGCAUUCAACAUGGUUCGAGAACAAUACAAUACAAUAUUUAUUACACUAAAAAAAUACACACUCAACAAUAUCUAAAUCAAAUAUGUGAAAAAGUAUCUACUAUCAAAAUCAACUUUUUAGACGACCAAAAAUGAAAUAUCUCCUUUUUACAUUAAACAUUUAAUUUAAAUGUGUGCUGCCAUAUUUCUUGUCCCUCCAACAUGAGAUUCGCGCGACUAGACACAGGACUUUGGGAAAUGGCUAAUUCGUACUGAUCUAUUAAAUACGGAGUCUUAACCGAAUCAUCUAAUGGAUUCCAAAUUUUUGGUCCAGAAAAUUUAAUGUUAAGUAUUCCAUAGUUGAUAGAACGGUUGAAUGAAGAUGCAUUUCUCACCCAACCUAUCUCCUGUAGGAUGUGAUGUAUAUAUUUAUGGAAUACUGCGGAGACGGCACGAUCUCAGAUGUUUCUAAGCUUGGGUUACCUGAGGCUAUGAUACGCAAGUACGCUGACCAGUUAUUGAUUGCAGUUGAAUUUUUGCAUGACAGAGGGAUUGUUCAUCGUGAUAUCAAAGGUUAGUCUUACAUAAAGUAUAUAGAGUCGCUUCAAGAUUCUUGCUCAAGUUAUUUAUUUUCCCCAUCUGAUUUAUUCAGCUGUUAAAACUCAGAGUAGGUCCAGUGUAGGUAGUAUAUAUUAAAAAGUGGAGGCCCAUCAGAGGGUACAAGGCCUUCGUCAGGCGUAUAUUAAAUAAUACACUGUAUCGACGUAAUUGCAUCGGAUAGAACAAGCUAACUGACAUGUUUUAUUGACCCGCGGCCAUUCAAUUGAACAAAUAUGCCUUUUUAGCAAAAUUGGAAUUAAUGUUUCCUUUUUAAUGGAAAAACAACAGGCAGCCACAUAUUCCAACUGUAUUUUAAAAGCCGUUUUCGGAUAAGCCGCUUUUUUAUCCGUGCAUAUUGCAGAUUUCUGACAUGGAUAGGAAAUUUUAAUAUUUUUACACUUAUUUCACUAUGCCGAAAUUAAUUUCGCAAGCCAAAGAAAAGUCUUGUUUGUGUUAAUAAAAAUUCUUAUUUCAUGUGUUAAACUGUAUUAUUUUACUUCAUGUGAUCUUGAGUAUAUGAUAUAGCAGGACGAGAAAUUUUCACAAUUUAAACAAGUUGCUAUCUUAGCAGAAAGUGGGGAUUAUUUUUAUAAUAAAUUCAAGUUCUAUGCCGGUAAAUACCUUGCGCAGCUGAACAAAUUCAUCAAGCUUGUCCGUAAUAAACACUGACACGAAUGCUAAAAUUAAUAAAACUUAGCAUAAAUAUAUUUUUAUUCAACAGUUCGAAAUAUGAUUUAAGGAAUUGAAAUUGAUGAGAGACAUUAGGACGCACAAUUGGACACAUAAUUAUUCAUAAUUUACGCAGUUUAACUAAUUAUAUUUAGUCGUGACAGAUACAGUAGGGGAUAUAAAGCGUGACACAGGUAUAUGAUUAUUACACUUAAAAAGGAGAUAUGAUUAAAAGUUUCUGGGGACCAUUCUUGCUUGGCUGGCUGUAUGCUUGUAUGACUAUAUUAUUAUGCUUUACUUAUUGAACAGUUCAACUCGUCUUGUGUGGUAUGUGGCCUAUAGAAAGAUUUAAUUUUCAUAUGCUCUCAGAUUCCUCGUGAAGACCAAUUUUACAGAACAUCGUUGCUUGAGAGAGAUACAUUCUUUUUAUGGUGCAGAACGUUGUGUGACUCCUAUGUUGUGAUUUCAACUUGUCUUGCAUGCUCUCAGAAGUUGAGUGGCCAAGUUAGAGUUAAAGAUUGGUUUUAGAAAUCAUUGUCUCUUGAGAGUUUUCUGGAUUUCUACGUUUGUAUAUAUAAUUAUUGUGGCUUGCCCUCAACAGGUACUUAACUUCCUUAUUGUGUCACAUUUCGCAUAAAGUUGAUCAGCUGAGAGAAAGUCAGAAACUGCUUAAAAAGGAUUAAAAGUGGAUAUUGUAUAGAUCAUCGUGGUUUGAAAGGUACUUAUCUUCUAUGAAAGAUUAACUGAAGCUGACUGUCUAGUUGCUUGAGAGAAGGAUUUAUUUUAUAUAUUACUGACGGCUAAGACAGCGUCGGAAACUGACUUCAUAAAUUUUUUUUGUGUACGUUGGAUCCGUGUGAGGAAGAGUGAAGAUUGACUUUGCAUAGACAACCGUUGCGAGAGAGUGAUUUAUUUUCUAUAUUGCUAACGGCUAAGAAAGAUUUCAGGGCAAAUUUCCUGGCUAAGAGAAAAGAAGGAAUCAUGUUAUACAUGGCUAAACUUGAAUAUAAUUCAACUACAAUGGACCAUCAUCUUCCAACGAAAACAUUUCUAAUCUCAGCGAUCAUUCUUAAAUGUCUUCUCGGCGUGUUUGGCAUAGUUGGAAACGUCGGAGUGAUCGUAUAUAACCUCAUCAAACAUUCAAAAACUCCUACAGAUUAUCUCAUUAUCAAUUUAGGCAUUGCAGAUUUAACAACCUGUGCUACGUACUACCCUGCUUUUGUCGUCGAAUUUGUACGGAUUGUGAGUGGAGUGGAGAUAAACCGAGAGUUAUUUUGCAGAAUAAUUGCUGGUAUCGGUAGUUCAACCGUUUCAUUGUCUAUUAUAACUCUUCUAGCAAUAACAUUUGAUCGUUAUUAUUUUAUUACGACACCUCUGAAGUAUCCUUUAGUUAUAACUAGAAAGAGAGUGUUUGUGAUUAUAUCGACAAUUUGGUUCUCCGCCUUACUUCUGGCCUGUAUAGUUGUAUCGUUUACAACCGGCAGUGAUGAUCGAUUGAAUUGUCCUGUCGAUUACACUGUGACGAUUUUUGGUGUGUUUAUAUUCGUGCACAUACCUACAGCAUUGGUUUUGUAUCUCAACUAUAAGGUGUUCAAAGUGGCGCGAAAUCACAGACGUAGGAUCGCACAACAGUGUAGAAUUGCACAAUCUUCCAUCAGCCAAUCAGGGAAUAGUGAUCAUAACAGAACAGGAAGAUCAAGCUUCAGAAGGGCUUUUAAAUCUAUCAAAACAUUUGCCAUCGUCACUGGUGUGUUCGUGUUAUGUUAUAUACCAUAUUCAACGACUCUUAUUGUUGGAACAUUCCUAUGUCAAAAUCAUUGUGUUCCUGUGGAAUUGUCGAUCAUAUUCGGGGAUCUAGUUAGUCUCAGUUCUGUCUUAAAUCCUUUCAUAUAUAAUAUGCGACAACACGGCGUGUUUUCCUGCAGAUAACGUCACAAUUCUGCGCUAUUUAGGAUUUCUAGUUUACUGUAUAGCUUUUGUUAGCUAAAUGCAUGUUUUUGUACAUUGUAUAUAUGCUGUCGUUAUUAUAUAUUCAAUACAUUACAUGUGUUGCACUGUGUAUGUUUUUGGUAUACGAUUCGCAUAGUUUAUAGCGACUUAUAGUGAUAACUGUUACCCUAAAUCAACUGUAUUUAUAUACUGGAUAGUUUUAUCACUUCUAAAUUGUUUUUCCUGGAGGUCCGGUAAUCCCUUGUUGGUACCGUGUUGCUUCGGACAAAAACCUGAGAACUGGCUCAAAAACCUGCCGUGUUUGGUAAAUUGGAAGUACUCACAUACGACUUACUAUGAUCAAAUCUAUGGAAUGGAAUCCCAUAAUUUCUUGCGCGCUCGCUUUGCUCCUUACAAAAACCAUAUGCAGUCAAUGCUUGCUAAAAGUUUAAGGGGGCUCUGCGCGAAAGAAUCCAACGACUCCAACAAAAAGUAUUAAGAAUGACAUUAUUUAUUUUCCUUAUUUAGUGGUGUUUGUACAAGUAGUCGUUAAAUUCCAGUUACAUAUAGUUAAUCUGACAUCAGUAAAGAUUCUGUACUUAAAAACUAUUACAACGAAUCAUAGUCAAUAUAUAGUCAAAACUUUAUUAUGAACAUGGGUCUUGUAUUAAAAUACUGUCAAGCUUAAAAUUCACUACAAGGUCGAGAGAGGAGAAUUCUAAAUGCUCUUCUAUAUUCCUCAUGUCUCACGCCAUAAAUGAAUGCAUUUAAUACAGAGUUCGCUCCGGCCAAGAUGGCGAAUGAACUGAUAAUCUCUAUAGGUAUACACCCCCCACCACAGACAACAACAUCUAUCAUAGCUAUAACUGGGAAUGGUGUUACACAGAAUAUGAAACAUCCAAACACGAUAGUGAAUGUUUUAAAAAGUUUAAACUGUCUUGCUAAAUGUCUUCGAGAUGAACCAGUCGUUGAGUUGCUCGUCUCAGACGGUACUGCUUGUACGGCGAUCUUGCGUCGCUGUGCUCUGGCAAUCCGAAGGAUCUUCAAGUUAAAAACAACCGUUGCUGUCAAUGGGAUAUAGAAACAUACCACAGAUCCAGUUAGUGCUACAGCCAUAUCAACGUCACAAAUCAGAGGUACUCCAGUUGAUUUGGUGCUCGCGAAAAUGAAUCCACCAUUCACAAAUCCAGCACACCAUAUAACUGUCAAAGCAAUACAUGUCCGUCCUGACGUUACAAUAUUCGGAUAUUUGAGAGGUAAUGUUAUAGAGAUAUAUCUAUCUAUAGUCAAUACCAUGAUAUUUACAACUGAUAAGGCAAGGCUAACACCUGUAAUAGUGAAGCUUAUUUGACAAACCAAGUUCGAUCCUUCAGCAGUCCCAAGUAAGAUCCUGAUAGUUUCUGUGAUGUAUGUAGGAAAGUAGAUACCACACACUAGCAGAUCUGAGACAGCCAAAUUUAGGACAAAAUAACUGGUAGGAUUCUUGUUUUUGUUUAGAAAUACGUUAUAAAUUAUCACAACGAUAUUGCCUAUCACGCCAAAGACUACAAACAAUGAAUCGAUAACCACGAGUGCCACUAAAAACCCUCUCGAUGGAGGCUCGAUUGUAGAGUUCAUAUUGAAAUAUAGCAAUUUCUUCUAUAAAAAUAUUUAUAAAAUAAUUUACGGUCGAAAUAUUAUGAGAUGAUCAAUAAUUGAUGCAACCGCCAGAAGUAAUAUUUCCAGAAGACUUGAAAUUGAUUAAAAGAAGAGACAGCUCGUCCGUUUUGAAGAGUUUCCACUUUUUAAAACCUUUAGAUCAAACUGAGAAGUUUUUUAUUCUUCCCUCUAAUGGUUGAUGCAGGUUUAUUGUACACGGAGUAUUAAAAUCCUCUAAUGCAUGUACAAUUUAUUAGACUUGGUGUUGUUUGUACUGUAGCUAUUAAAAUUUCAUAAGAUGCUUUUAAUAAGACAUGUUCAACAAACGUUGAUGUUCUCUGUGAUAAGGAGGCAGUCACAAUGGCUCCAUGACAAGGUUAGAUCUGCGAUUUCUCUUCUUGAUGUUACAACUACAGUACUUAAACAACAAAGAGACAGUGCAGUUUGAAGAUGUUAUAUUCCGUUACCAGCAAACUAGAUUGUGCUCGAAUUCUUAGAAAUCUUCUUAGAAAUCUUUUUAGAAAUCUUCUUAGAAAUCUUCUUAGAAAUCUUGUUAGAAGAUUCGAAACAGUGAGAAUGUUGUUAAGUGAUAUAUCCUCUAAUCUUUGUCCUCAGUCUUUGCCUUUGUUUCACAAACAAGCGAGCGAACUUUAAGAAGAAUAUUUGAAUAUGCAGUCUUACACAAGCUUUCGUCGAUAAACUUCGGAUAAAGAGAAACACCAACUUCAAAAAGUCUUUGCCUUGGUUUUUUACUGUAGAAAAGAUAGCAAACUGAAUCACAUGCGAAACAAUAAGUUCACGGUGUAGAUAUCAGACCAAAGCUGUGUACAUAUAAAUAUUAAAAUUGAAUUAAUUCAGAGAAGGAGCACACCUUAACACUAUAUAGUCUUUAAAGCCAGAUCUGUGGUAUACCUUCUCCCAAGCACUGAGCUGAGCGAAGACUUGUGUGCAGUCGUUUUUAAAUUAAUAUAAAGUCCGUAAUAUCAUGUAUACCAAUGCAGCUGUGUUGUCGUAAAUAAAUUUCCCAGGCAAAUAAAAUUUUUGUAAUUACAUAUUACUGCUCAAUACGUUUGUGUGACUACUAUUAUAAUAUUAAUGUUUAGACAGGUUAAAUACACUUUAUUUAGAAUCAAGCUGCCUGAAUUCAAACGGUAUCACAUAUAUACGUGUCUUAUGUCUUAACUAAACUGAUCAACCAUAUCACUUGCCCCAAUAGCUUUAUUCGUGAAGUUCUUUAGCUCAAUGGUCAAAAUACUUGAUAUGUAAGCUCGCAUGUCAUGUCUUAAAGUUGCAAAUUCUCCCAAUUAAGUUUCUAAUCAAAUUUUCAUAAAAACGUUUAGUAUUGCACCGCCCUAAUUGAUGGUCGAGAUAUUCUUGCGAAACUUUAACACUGAUAAUUGCGAUAAUUAGUAACAGCUCAUACUUUACACUUAUUGCUAAGUUAAAAUUGGUUUUGUAAAUGGAGGGACUCAGUGGUCAGACCUGCAUUAGAUUUCUAGACAGAAACCGACGGGUUCAAUUCCAGCCCUGGUAAGAUCUUGGCAGUGGCAGGAUUCGAACCACGUUGACAUGAGCCUUACUCAUUUCUGAUAAGAGCGCAAGACAUUCAAUAAUUUAGGUGGGAAUAGCGCAAAGGUAACCAAGUAUUUAAAUAAAAUAUUGAAUUAUGUGUCAGAAGUCUCACAAACACACAGAUGUCAUUUCGCCGACGAAUUUAAUUCCUCAAAUUAGGCCAAUUUUCUCAUUUUUAAUAAUAGUCCACAAAGAUUAAUUUUCUUUGGGAAUUAGGUCGAGUUUUUCCGACAUAAAGGUCGUGGGUUGUUUCCAUCAUGGCGUCACAGUAAGCACCUGAACAAACUAGAUCUGCGUCAUGAGGGCUCAUUGAUAUUAUUUAUAGUGCCUGCGAGCAAAAUUCAUUGAAAAUGUGCCUGCCAAAAUCGUAUUUUGAGUUUUGACAGCUAAGUAUUGUUAAAAUGACAGAAUGUUUUGUUUAAAUUGUGCCUACGAUUUUAAAUUGUGCCGGUUAGGUCCUGCAGUAACACUAGACCAACAAGCGAAAGCUUCUACCUCUACGGAGAGCAGUUUAGAAAUCAUAUAAGGCCCGUUUACACUUGCAAUUUUUCCUGCGAUUUCAGGUGCGAUAUUCUUCUUCUGAUGGAUGUAAACGAGUGGAUGUAAUAUGAUGUAAAACCUUUAUUUCAACAGGGUUAUCUUUUCAGAAGACAAGCUUCUGCUAUCAAUAGGGGCCCUGUAAAUUUGAUCAACUAUAGUACUAUUAAAAUUACAUGAAUAUACAAAAUAUACUACAACUACUGCUACUACUCUAAAACAAGUAGGCUACAUUAUAAAAAUACUAAGAAUUAAGUCUAUUAAAAAUCUUACAACCAGAUCAGUUAUGAAUGUUUAGAUGAAGGUACAUGCAAUUCACAUCAAUCAGCAGAAGAAAACCACACUAGAAAUCGCGGUGAAAUGGACCAAUCCCCAAUUAACCAAAAUUUUGAACUCAACAAGUCUAGACAAAAAUUUCAGCACAGCUUGAAAGAGCAUUACAAAAUUAGUAAUAUUCCAAAGUUUCGUUGCAAAAUGUUGUAAAAUGCGGAUAAUAUAGCCUUGAGAUAUUUGCAAUUUUCAGUCAUUUUAGAUUACAAACGGGAAAUGGUUACCACUUCUGUGCGUAAUACAAAAUGACUGAAAAUUACAAACUUCGCAAGGCUAUAUUAUCCUCAUUUUAUAACAUUUUGCAACGAAACUUUGGAAUAUUACUAAUUUUGUGAUGCUCUUUCAAGCUGUGAUGAAAUUUUUGUUUAGGCUAGUUAAGAUCAAAAUUUUGGAAAAGUGGUAACCAUUUCCCGUUUGUAAUCUAAAAUGACUGAAAAUUGCAAAUUUCCUAAGGCUAUAUUAUCCGCAUUUUACAACAUUUCGCAACGAAACUUUGGAAUAUUACUAAUUUUGCGAUGCUCUUUCAUGCUAUGAUGAAAUUUUGUCUAGACUUGUUGAGAUCAAAAUUUUGGUUAAUUGGGGAAUGGUCCAUUGCAAGUGUAAACCGGCAUAUAUAUAUAUAUAUAUAGAGUUAUCAUUAUCUAUAAAAUUUAACAAUAUUCAACUCAAUCCAACAGGUCCAAAUAUCUUCCUGUCCUCAGAAGGCUUGAUAAAACUGGGUGAUUUUGGAGCCUCGGUGAAGCUUGUCAAUCCAUCUCAGACUAUGUGUGGGGAGGUGUCCGCUCUCCGGGGUACAAUCGCGUAUAUGGCACCGGAGGUUAUUACCCUCGAUAAAGGUGCCGGGUAUGGCAGAGCCGCUGACAUCUGGAGUGUGGGUUGCGUUGUCGUCGAAAUGGCCACUGGGAAGGUAGGAGUUAAAUGUAUAUUUUUCGUACUAAUGAAAACAUGACAUCUUCAGUGGCGCAGUCGUCACAGAAAGCGCCUUCUGAGAUCAUGGGCUUCAUUGUCGUUGCGGACUCGUGAUACUUGCGUGAAAUGAAUUUCGUGGGAUUUGCUCCCACGGGGAAUAUUGAUAGGGUGGGUUGAGGUAAAUAUCGACAUUUGGGGCAUCUCGCUCGAUAGAACUAACCAGUUGAAGGGUUUUUGUAGAUCGAAAUUUUGAGCGGAAAGUUCUGUACACUUUUCAGACCUAACCAGAAGCAGAGAGACAGUUGUCGAGCUCUAACCACAAGUUUUUAUAUAUAUAACCUUUAGUUCUCCUAAAGUGCUUGGCUCAAGUUGAGGUGCGUCUUUCGCCUCUCCCAAUUUAGUUUAGUAAAUAAAUAAUACAGCGUUCUUUAUUAGCCAGUGAUUUGUAUGAAAUGCUGGUAUGAUCUUUAAGAACAAUGACAUAGGAUAAUUGAUUCAAAAUGAUUUUUUUAUCAAAAUCAAAAUAAGAGUGUUUGAGUGUUCAUGCACUAAAAAUUAUUUUGAAAAUAUCGAAAAUGUUUUUUAAUUAUAGAUAAUGCCAGGAAAAGUAAUUUCCGAAAAGCUCAGUAUAUUUCAUUAUAUUUAUAAUUGUAUCCUAUAGUUCUAAUUAUCUUGGAGUUCGUUAAUUUCGUGUCGUGUUUCAAAUCCAAACUUUGCCUCAAAAUGGAAUUAUUAUGAUAUCACAAAAAUACAGUAUUUAUCCUUUCAUAUUAGAGUAUUAGGCCUGUUUUAUACGUCGAAUUUUGAUCGCGUCGAAUGCAAUUAAGACAAUAGAUAAUGAGAUGAUAAACCUCAUUAAGCUUCAUUGUCUAUUGUUUGAAUUGCAUUCGACGCGACCGAAAUUCGACGUAUAAAACAGACCUUACAUUAUUUGUUCUUUGAUAAAAGAACAAUAAUUCAGACUUUUAAAAGAUUAUAAAACUUUAGACUGCAGAAUAUCCAAUAAACACCUUUCGUUAAAUAUUUGCAUGCAAAUAGCUAGGUAUCCUAAUUUAAAUGCUAAUGCCCAGUCAUGUAAUUACAUGUUCGUGUUAAAUGAUCUCCGUUGUAAUCUAAGGCUGAAUAUUUUAAUCUCCUGCAGUAUAUAUGUGGUAUAUAUAUUUAAAUUAUCUUGUGAUGUGCUUUGUCAUCGUGAUAAUACAACAAACUUCACAGCACGAGGGGAAGAAAGAAAUUAGUUUUAUAUAAACUACGAUUCGUUGUGACUUGUGCACUGGUGUAUUGUAUAUACACAAUCAGUCAUUAUAUCUAUUGGAAAUUGCUCCUGCUCAGGUAAACAGAGUGAUUAAAUCGUCCAGAGAGUGAUAGACAUAGCAUGAAUGAUCAGUCGUGGUUUGGUUGAAUAUUUUUUUAAAUGACAUAACUUUUUCUUCGUCUAUCAUUUUGGAUCUUUGAAGUUUGUGAGUUAUUGACGUCCUUCAAAAUCGCAAGUUGUUAAAAGGGAAACACAAGCCUACUAGCUUACAUUUCAAUGAUAGGGCUGUCCUAGAAAGACGAAAGGUGUUACAUUAACAGACAAAGAGUCAUUGGUUUCAAUCUUGGAAGGUUUUAGUGACUCAAUUUCAACUCUUUAUAUAAGUAAUUGUAAGAGCACGAAGGAAAUAAACAGGAAAACCUGGUCGUUUUAUUCGCUACGGAUUCGGUUUCCAGAUUUGGUAUCUUGGUAACAGGUUACCAACUGAACACAAUCCCAAUGUCUGCCAACUUCACAGGAAAUACGAGCAUUCCCGAAGUCUUCACGAUCGGAUGGUUUCGUUUUCCGACCAGUGUCGACGAGAACUACGAAGUAAUCAUAGUCCUUCAUGAUGUUCUGGUAGUGUUAUCAUUUUUGACCAACCCCAUUCUCCUGUUUAUCAUUAUCAAAACUUUAGGCAAAUCUUCAGGAAAGAACUCCGGUAUCCUUCUCUCGAGCAUUUGCCUUACAAACAUUUUUGUGACUAGCUUUGGCGUGAUUAAAAUAUUCGGUGGUUCAGCUAUUGAUUAUGGAAUAAUGACCCGUGUUAUGUCUAUCUUCUUACCAAUGUAUUAUUUUGCUACCUUCUGCUUAGCUUUAAAUCAUUACGGGUUAAUUGUAACACCACUGAAGUUCCAAACCUCGUCUCCAAAACCAAAAACAAUGGUUGGUAUUUUAGGAAUAGUUUGGAUAACUAUGACACUGGUUUUGGUGGUGGCUCCAAGCUUAGCAUCAGAUUUUGAUCUUUAUGUUAAAGUGACGAUAACCACAGUCGUAGCAUUAUGUUGGCUUGCAAGUAUUAUUAUUGCUAUAAUGUAUACGAGGAUCCUACUCACUUUAUACCAAAGGAAAUUAACACUGCAUAGAACUUUGAACAUGUCUCGCUCAAGACAAGGACUUGUUGUGAUUAAACAGAACACUAAGCUUGCCAAAGUGUUGUCCUUUUAUACAUUGGUUCUAGUGGUGCUAACGUUGCCUUUAUAUACCAGUGUGAUACUGGCAUUACAUUGUUCAAAGUGUGACACUCCUGCAAUGAUGAAGUUUACUCUCUAUUGCCUACCACCUGGCAUGAGCAUGCCAAUCAUACACGUCUUUCAUUGGUUGUCGGCUACCCCGCAGUAUUACAGAGAAGUGAAGAGACUAAUCAAGAAAGUGUUUGCUUUACUGUGGGAAGAAAGAGUGACAAGUGGUUAA
Molecule: messenger RNA, 11443 nt
Organism: Paramuricea clavata
Lineage: Eukaryota; Metazoa; Cnidaria; Anthozoa; Malacalcyonacea; Plexauridae
Source: the annotation of a GenBank genome assembly